CUGUGUAUGACUUUAAUUAACGUGAGAAGCUGUUGUUAUUUGACUGAAGUUAUUGAUAUAACUAACGGCUGAAUUCGUUAUACUGAGGCUCCGCACCGUCUCGGAGCGUUAUGAACUCGAGUGUGGAUUUGUUUUUGCGAGUGAAAUCUGUGGGUGGCGAGAACUGGACUGGCAAGUAACUCAACUAACAACUUUUUUAUGCAUUUAUAAAGAAAAACCUACAGAAGAAACGACGACCGAAGAAAUGUCAUAUCAAUGACCCUUUCAAUUGUUGUGUUUGGAGUGACAGAAAUGAAAGGAAUGGAGGGUCGUGAUUAGACGCGGAUGGAUUUCCCGCGGACAGUUUCUUUGCAUUCUCAAAGAAAAGGAACUCCAACUCUAGUGGAAUAGACAAAACUGCCUUUGCCCGAUCCCUACCUCUGGGGUCAGGGUUCAAGGGCAGGGCAGUCUAAACAUGCUCUCAAACAAGACAUGUGAGAACAUCACUCGAAUCGAUGUGAAUGGGAACCCCGUGAUGAGCACUGUAAUGUUCAUUGCCGGGGUAGUCGGCAACCUGCUGGCCUUGGCUAUCCUAGGGGUCCACCAGAAAGAGCAUCGCACCAAGUCCUCAGUCUUCUGCAUCCUCGUGACAGGCCUUGCUCUGACAGAUCUAGUGGGAACGUGUUUACUCAGCCCACCGGUUUUCAUUUGCUAUGCUCAAAGCACAUCCCUUGUGGGUCUUACGGGAAAUCGGUGGCUGUGUGGACUCUUCGCCUUUGCCAUGACAUUCUUCGGCCUGGCCUCUAUGCUCAUACUGUGCACCAUGGCGGUGGAGCGAUGUCUUGCCAUCAGUCAUCCUUACUUCUACUCCAAACAUGUACGGCGAAGCUUCGCUAAGAUUGUCCUCUUCCUCAUCUAUCUCUUUACCUUCGCUUUCUGCUUGCUACCCUUCUUUGGAUACGGACGGCACAAGCAGUACUGUCCUGGGACAUGGUGUUUCAUCAAGAUGGAGGCAGAAGGAGAGGGUGAGGACGAGGAGAGACGAACGCUGGCUUUUUCUCUGUCCUACGCCGUACUCAUGGCGCUUCUCAUCGCUGUAGUUUUCUUGUGUAACGGUUCGGUCAUCGUCAGCCUGUGUCGCAUGCACCGGAGCCAAAUUAGUCGCCGGGGUUCGGUGGUGUCGGCCGGACGAAAGAAGAGGUUGAGUACCUGGUUUGGACAGGGAGAGGAAGAAAUGGACCAUCUAUUCCUGCUGGCCUCCAUGACCUUCAUCUUCGUCAUUUGCUCCUUACCUCUGACUAUCUGUGGCUUUGUGAAUGCCAUUAGUCCAGUGGGGAAUGACCAGCAGAAUCUCAUGGCAUUUCGCUUCUCGGCUUUUAACCCCAUCUUGGACCCUUGGAUCUUCAUCAUCUUCCGCAAGGCAGUCUUCCACCACCUCCGCUCUUUCUUCCGCUGCUGUUUCCCCAGAGACGCAGUGAAGACCACAGCUCAAACUGCCCUGUCCUCCCCUUUGGAGGCUGGAGACUCUAACCAAACAUCCAGCAUCCAGAACAAAACCUACUGCAGCCUUCCCCAAUGACACUUUGAAGAACAGGGCAUUUCUUGUCAAAGUUCUCAUGGCAUUGUGCACUUAAGUAUUUCAAGAGGUGAAGUUGAGCCUUGGAAACUUUGGUGGAGACUUGUUUUGUGUUAAGAAUCAAGAAUGAGAACAUGGACAUCAUCAAGGACCCAUCAACAGCCAAAGUUUCAUGGCAAUGGAGAAGAAAAUAUGUUGUAAAUAUGUGAACAAACAUUCAGACAAGUAGACUCUUCUGUGUAUGUAACCCUCAAAAUGUGGGUACUAGAAAUGGUGUACAGACAUGCAAGUGUGUUCGCUAGAAUAACUCAGAACUGAACAUGAAAGUACAAACAACCAGUGUCAUUUAAGAAUAAGCAAAAUAGGGUGCAGCGGCAAGUACCACAAACCACACGCAAACACAGAACAGCUUGCACAGAUUGUCAGUUAUUCUGCAGUUUGCCAAUAAUCACAAAGCAUUGAACAUGCUCUUGAAGACCACAGGUAAGCCAUCUGCUCAGAAAUUGACUAAUGAAAGGGAAGAUUUUAAUUUACAGCAGAGUCGUAAUACAAAAGUGACUGAUGAUAUCACCUCUAAUGUUACCAUCCAAAAGGCAAGGGCGGUUAACUAUACAAGCAGUUAUACCAAUUUAAGGCUUUUCACACUACGCCUAACACUAAGGUUAAUGUCUUUUUUAAACCUAAGUAAAGGGGACUUUUAACUCUGGCUUAUGCAACAUCUCACACUUUAACGCUUGCCUCAUUAAGUAUUUGAACAGUUAAAAAUAUAAAAUAGUGAUGCAAACAAGUUAACUGUAGUGAUGAGGAGACAUUUCCACAUAGCAAAAAGGGGUUAUUAAAAUUGAAUGCACGCUGUACUUACGAAACAUGAAACCCAGGAUUGAUUAAUUAAUAACCUGGUAUGAAAUGUGGAACAAGACAACCCUGAUUAUUUUAACCUAGGGUUAAAUAUGACCAAUUCAAUUGUCAAUUUAUAUGGUCUCAAAUCAGUGAAAAAAUUUUAUGAAAAGGAAAAGAAGGCUAUUAUCUUUGCUCCUCUCCCCUUUCUUGGUGUUUAAAGAAACAUUGUGCCAAUUAAAUCAUACUGUUUUUUGGAUCAUUUUAUUUGGAUAAAGUAACAAGUCACAUUCCUGACAAACUGCUAAAAAAAAGAGGAAUUUAUGUAAACACAUUUAUUAGAGAAUUUAUGUAAAAAAAAAAAAAAAAAUUUAAGUAUAUAUUUCUGUUAUUUAAUGGCGGAUCAUAUGUAUGCACACAAUGCAUGUCUGCUUUCAUAACUGCUCACAAAGCAUAAUCCUAAAUGUAAAACCAUGGAUAUCUGACUUUAAAGGCAUAGUUCACCCAAAAAUGAAAAUUCUCUUACCAUUU
This is a messenger RNA of Xyrauchen texanus (razorback sucker), 2923 nucleotides long. RefSeq names its product prostacyclin receptor-like. Lineage: Eukaryota; Metazoa; Chordata; Actinopteri; Cypriniformes; Catostomidae. Gene Ontology annotation, molecular function: prostacyclin receptor activity. Gene Ontology annotation, cellular component: plasma membrane. The transcript is spliced from 3 exons. Gene Ontology annotation, biological process: adenylate cyclase-activating G protein-coupled receptor signaling pathway; positive regulation of cytosolic calcium ion concentration; negative regulation of smooth muscle cell proliferation. The record is from RefSeq and is a predicted model, not a curated record. The coding region runs from base 455 to 1558 and encodes 367 amino acids.